Molecule: messenger RNA, 2070 nt
Organism: Pediculus humanus corporis (human body louse)
Lineage: Eukaryota; Metazoa; Arthropoda; Insecta; Psocodea; Pediculidae
Exons: 7
Coding region: 1-2070 (689 amino acids)
Biological process (GO): cytoskeleton-dependent intracellular transport; cytoplasmic microtubule organization
Cellular component (GO): centrosome; cytoplasm
Molecular function (GO): dynein light intermediate chain binding; microtubule binding
Source: RefSeq, a predicted model, not a curated record
AUGGAUAAAACUCAAGACUUGUGUGGUAGCUUAAUAAAAUGGUUACAAACUUUUGAAUUGGAAGCACCUCAUAGAACAGCUGAAGAUAUAAGUGAUGGGGUUGCAAUGGCACAAGCUCUUGCUCAAAUAGCUCCUGAAUGGUUUUCUGAUGCAUUCACUUCAAAAAUCAAGGCAGAUGUCAUAUCAAAUUGGAGAUUGAAAGCUAGUAAUUUGAAAAAAAUUGUUGAGGCUAUUGUUGAUUAUUAUCAAGAAUGUUUAAAUCAACAAUUACUCGACUUUAAGAAGCCAGACAUCAAUCAAAUUGCCGAAAAAUGUAAUAGAGAAGAGCUGGGAAGAUUAUUACAAUUAAUUUUGGGUUGUGCUGUAAAUUGUUCUCAUAAGCAAGAUUAUAUUACUAUUAUUAUGGGAAUGGAAGAAAGUGUACAGCAAGUUAUAAUGCAGUCAAUUCAAGAACUUGAAAAUGGGGGGGUUGCAGUGAGUAGUGAAGAUGCUCAAAUUCAAAGACUUAUGAUAGACAUAAAUAAAGCUGUGGAGGAAAGGAAUCAAAUGAAACAAAGAUGUCACGAAUUGGAUAUGCAGGUCAGUUUCUUACAAGAAGAAAAAGCUAAUAUACUUCAAGAAAACAAAAAAUUACAAGAAAGACUUCAGGAAGUAGAUAAUCCAUUAAAUUCCUCUUUAGUAGCAGGAAGUAAAUAUAAUACUUUAAAAAAAGAUUUUGAUGCCUUAAAAGAAGAAAUUUUUAGAGUUGAAACGUCACGAGAUGAUUUGCGCCUUAGAGUAGAAGCUCAAGAAUGUGAUUUAGUCGAACUGCAGAAUAAAGUUGAAGAACUUCAAGUUCAUGCAGAUGAGGCCAGGCAUUUAAAAGAUGAAAUAGAUAUUUUAAGAGAAACUGCAGAUAAGGUUGGAAAAUAUGAAUCCACAAUAGAAUCUUAUAAAAGAAAAUUAGAAGAAUUAAGUGACCUUAAAAGACAAGUUAAAAUUUUAGAAGAAAAAAAUACAAGUUAUAUGCAACACAAUUUAGAACUAGAAGAAGAAGUAAAAAAAAAUGGAACGUGGAAGCCACAGGUAGAAAUGUAUAAAAAACAGGUUGCAGAAUUACACCAAAAACUUUCAGAAGAAACUAAAAGAGCUGAUAAAUUUGAAUUUGAAGUUAAAAAAGGACAAGAAAAAAUUCUUGCAUUAACUAGAGAGAAAGAACACUUAAUUGUCGAAAGGGACUGUUUGAAAGAAACUAAUGAAGAAUUAAAAUGCACUCAAUUGUCGACAAUGCCAGCCGGAGGAGCACUUUCUGUUCACUCAGAUCCAAGGUAUGGCGAGACGGGAAUCGAAGAAAUGUUGCCUCCGGAAAUAAAAGAAAAAUUAGCGAGAUUAAUGAUGGAAAACAAGAUGUUAAAAUUAAAACAAGAAGGCUCUGGUAACGAACAGUUGCCCAUCGUUCAGGCAUUACUCGAAGAUGCAAAACAGCAAGUUCAAACCCUAACGUCUGAGAAUAGACUUGCUAACCAAAGAAUACUCAAGUUAGAAAGUCAAAUCGAAGAACUUCAAGCGGAGCGACCCGCAGAUGCAAAUUCGGAUACAUUAUCAUUAAGAAAAGAAUUGAUGGCUCUUCAAGCUUUUAGUAGAAAUUUAACUUUGGAACACGAAAAUCAAAAACAAAAAAUUGAGCAACAGGAAGAAAGUAUAGAGGAAGCCAGCAGGAAAAAUGUUCAUUUAAAAGAUACGCUUUCGAGAAAGGAAGCGGAAAUACAAAGUUUGGAAGAGCGAUAUAAGAAAUGCGUUGAAAAAGCUAAAACGGUUGUGGCUUCGUUCGAUCCCAAGCAAAAUCUUGAAUUAACGGCUUUAAAAAACCAACUAAUAGAAAAAAAUAAUUUGAUUCAAAGACUUGAGAAAAUAGAGGAAAUAAAUAAAAAUUUCAACACCGAACAUAAAUUUUUAAUAACAAAUUUUUAUCGUAUGGCAAGUCAAAAGCAAAGAGAAUCCGUAGAUCAAAGACUUGCCGGAUUGAGUUCAGGACAAUCAUUUAUGGUUAGACAAAGGCAACCCAUCAACAGAAGAUUACCCAACAAAUAA